AUGCCGGCUGAGACUGAUUCCGACAUAAGCGCUGAAAAACCCAUCACCAACUACUCCGAUGUUGGUGGACAGUAUAAACAAGAGCACCAUGAACAUGGUAAUGGUGCUCUUUUUGAAACAACAAACUCGUCAACUAGCGAUUCGCUAAACCCACCUCCAAAAGAACAACUUGAAGAUUCAGAGUCAUUACAAUCAGAGCCUGAACGUGCUGACGGGGAACACGGUAAUAUUUUGGCUCAAUACACUGAAAAGCAGGUUAUGGCCAUGGGGAGAAAUUAUGCCACAAAGCAUGAUUUGGACCCAGAUUUGUUUGCUCGUGCAGCAGCUUUGGCUAGAGCACCGGGUGCGUUCAACUCAAUGCCAUUUUUGACAGACGAAGAGAAAUCAGGAUUAUAUUUGGAAGCUACCAAGAAGUGGCAUAUUCCAAUGAAGUUGGUUGCGGUUAUCGCCUUGGGAUCCAUGGCCGCUGCUGUGCAAGGUAUGGAUGAAUCAGUGGUUAAUGGUGCCACUUUGUUCUACCCAAAGGCUUUUGGAGUGGAUAAGAUGAAAAAUGCGGACUUGAUUGAAGGUUUGGUCAACUCAGCUCCAUAUUUGUGUGCCUCUUGUAUUGCAUGUUGGUUGACUGAUUUGUUUAAUCGUCACUUGGGUAGAAAAUGGACCAUUUUCUGGACUUGUGCAAUUUCAGCAGCUACUUGUAUUUGGCAAGGUUUUGUCAACAAUUGGUGGCAUUUGUUUAUUGCUAGAUUCUUUUUAGGAUUUGGUAUUGGUAUUAAAUCGGCUACUGUUCCUUCUUACGCUGCAGAAUGUACGCCAAAGCAUAUUCGUGGUUCCUUGGUUAUGUUGUGGCAAUUCUUUACUGCUGUUGGUAUUAUGUUUGGUUACGUUGCUACUUUGGCAUUCUACUACGUCCCAAAGAAGAGCUUCGGUACCGGAUUGAAUUGGAGAUUGAUGUUGGGAAGUGCUUGUAUUCCUGCCAUUAUUGUUUUAUUCCAAGUACCCUUUGUCCCUGAGUCUCCUCGUUGGUUGAUGGGUAAGGACAGACAUCAUGAGGCAUUUGAAAGUUUGAAACAAUUGCGAUACGAACCAAUUGCUGCAGCUAGAGAUUGUUUUUACCAAUAUGUGUUGUUAAAGGAAGAGGGUUCCUAUAAGAUUCCCACUUGGAAGAGAGUUAUUGAAAUGUUCACCCUCAGAAGAAACAGAAAUGGUGCCAUUGCUUCUUGGAUUGUUAUGUUUAUGCAACAAUUUUGUGGUAUCAACGUCAUUGCAUACUAUUCAUCAUCUAUUUUCAUCGAGGCCAACUUGAGUGAGAUUAAAGCUAUGUUGGCAUCUUGGGGUUUUGGUAUGAUCAAUUUCAUUUUUGCAAUCCCAGCGUUCUUGACUAUUGACAGAUUCGGUAGAAGAAACUUGUUGCUUUUUGCAUUCCCUAUUAUGUGCGUAUUCUUGUUGGUUGCAGGCUUUGGGUUCUUGAUUCAUGAUGACAAGGGUAAGUUGGGAAUGGUCACCACAGGAAUCUAUUUAUUCUCAUGUGUUUAUUCCUCCUCAGAAGGACCUGUUCCUUUCACCUACUCAGCAGAAGCUUUCCCAUUGUAUAUCAGAGAUUUGGGUAUGUCUUGGGCCACAGCAACAUGUUGGUUCUGGAACUUCAUCUUAGCAUUUACUUGGCCCCGCUUGAAGAAUGCAUUUUCUCCAACUGGUGCCUUUGGUUGGUAUGCUGCUUGGAACGCUAUUGGUUUCUUCCUUGUUUUGUGGUUCUUACCUGAAACAAAAGGAUUGACAUUGGAAGAAUUGGAUGAUGUCUUUGCUGUCCCAAUGUACACUCAUGCUAUCUACAGGACUAGAACUUUCCUUAGAGGGGUGCAAAUUCAUGUGUUGCGUCGCAAGAACGUGCCUGAAAUCCCACCAAUCUACGACCAUCAAAGAAUGGCUGUCACAAAUGAAGAAUGGAACGACAAGGCCGAGGUGUCUCACGUCGAGUGA
Molecule: messenger RNA, 1977 nt
Organism: Lodderomyces orthopsilosis Co 90-125
Lineage: Eukaryota; Fungi; Ascomycota; Pichiomycetes; Serinales; Debaryomycetaceae
Gene: HGT19
Product: Hgt19p
Exons: 1
Coding region: 1-1977 (658 amino acids)
Biological process (GO): transmembrane transport
Cellular component (GO): membrane
Molecular function (GO): myo-inositol:proton symporter activity
Source: RefSeq, a predicted model, not a curated record